AUGGUGAACUUUUAUCGUCGGUUUCUCCCUAACUGUGCCGAUACCAUCCUACCUCUGCCCUGUCUCCUCUCAGCUUCUAAGCACACCUUCAAACUCCCACCAGCAGCACUCACGUCAUUUGAGCAGGUAAAAGCCCUUUUGGCUGAUGCCACCCUCCUGACUCACUUUCAUGCUGAUGCACCCAUGUCUCUGAUGGUCGAUGCCUCCAAUAUUGCUGUUGGCGCGGUUCUUCAACAAAGUCUGCCAGAUUCUACCGUGCCUUUGGCUUUCUUCUCCAGGAAACUAUCCAAGGCCGAAAUCUGCUACAGCACAUUUGGACGCGAACUUCUCGUCGCUUAUCUUGCGGUAAGGCACUUCCGGCAUUUACUCGAAGAUCGAGACUUCACAAUUUUCACAGAUAAUUGGGCACUCACUUUUGCUAUGCAUUCCCACUCUGACAAACUAAACCCCCCGGGAGAUCCGCCACCUGGACUACACUUCGCAGUUCACUUCAGACAUCCGCCAUAUUGACGGGUCACGGAAUGAGGUGGCUGACGCACUGUCCAGACCCUCUAUCGCUCACUUUCGACUUUCACCCGAGAUCGACCUCACCGAGAUGGCCGCUGAACAACGCCGUGUCGGUUCACCCUGUGACAAGGAUGUUUCCGGACUCCAUCUUCGGGAACUACCAUUGAUAACUGGCAACGGCAUCAUUUUGUGCGACGUAUCCACCCCUUUCCAUCAUCCAUUUGUGCCACCAUCCCUCGGCCGCAAAGUUUUCUCCUCGCUGCACAAUCUCUCUCACCCUGGGAGUCGAGCAACCGACAAGCUGGUUCCCGAUGGCUUCGUCUGA
Messenger RNA from Spirometra erinaceieuropaei, 832 nucleotides. Lineage: Eukaryota; Metazoa; Platyhelminthes; Cestoda; Diphyllobothriidea; Diphyllobothriidae. The record is from the annotation of a GenBank genome assembly.